Molecule: messenger RNA, 838 nt
Organism: Oryzias melastigma (Indian medaka)
Lineage: Eukaryota; Metazoa; Chordata; Actinopteri; Beloniformes; Adrianichthyidae
Gene: map1lc3c
Product: microtubule-associated protein 1 light chain 3 gamma
Exons: 4
Coding region: 16-555 (179 amino acids)
Biological process (GO): macroautophagy; cellular response to nitrogen starvation; autophagy of mitochondrion
Cellular component (GO): cytosol; autophagosome membrane; autophagosome
Molecular function (GO): ubiquitin protein ligase binding
Source: RefSeq, a predicted model, not a curated record
CACGCGUGCUCGUCCAUGGCGGAGCCGCGGGUUCGGUUCGGUUCGCCGCCGGUAUUUAACCCCCGCACGCGCUCGUCCGCGCGCUCCGUCAGUCAUGCCUCCGCUGGAGAAGAUCCCUCCGCAGAGCAAACCCUUCAAGCAGAGGAAGAGCUUUGCCACGCGGAAGCAGGAGGUGGCGGGAAUCAAGUCCAAGUUUCCGAACAAGAUCCCGGUAAGUGGACCAGGCGGCUGUCACGCGCACCGGUGUCUGCUCGCCCCCGAUCACCCCUCCCCCCCUCCCCCCAGGUCAUCAUCGAGCGCUACGACAAGGAGAAGUUCCUGCCCCCCCUCGAUAAGACCAAGUUUCUGGUGCCGCACGAGCUCACCAUGACGCAGUUCGUUACCAUCAUCAGGAACCGGAUGGCGCUGUUGCCCAGCCAGGCCUUCUACCUGCUCAUCAACAGCAGCGGGCUGCCCAGCAUGUCCCUCACCAUGGCCCAGGUCUACAGGGACCACCAGGACGAGGACGGCUUCCUCUACAUGACCUACGCCUCGCAGGAGAUGUUCGGACUCUGACUCCGCCUCUUUUAGCUCCGCCGUGGAGCUGCUGUAAAUACAAAAUAUUUUUAUACACUGUUUGUGGAUUUUUAAAGAAUAAAUGUGAGCAGUGAAGCGUUCGGGUCAUCUGAAGAUCUCAGACGGUUGGAGUGGAUGAAGCAGACGUUCUCCAGAAUGUUGAUCUGAAUGUUUCUGAAGAAAAAAUCUUUUAGCUUCGUUUCCUGCAUGAAGGAAGUUUGCUCCGAGUCUCUGAAUCUGUUCCUGCUUGGUGUCCUUUCAAAAUAAAACGAGUUGAGUAAUA